GCAACUGCGUGAGCAGCUGCCAUCUUUGCCUUCGCGGGUCCCACGUGCGAAGAGAAGCAUUCAUGAGGUUUUUGAGGAGACUGUUACAACGACUCCUGCUGUUGCAUUGUCGCAGUUGCAAAGAGCAAUACGGGUGAGUCGUGCCAGCGGAAACCGGGAGGAAGCUGAAUCUUUGCUACGUGAGAAAUGGGCAAUGGAACUAGUGGUUUUCAUCAAGGAGGCAGGGCUUCCCUGCGCUGCAAGAAUGGAGGCUCUCGGGGAUGGCAAGGCACAGUGGCUGCGCAUCUUCGGCAACCGCAGAGGCAAGACUCUGCGGAACAGGGCGCGUGCCUGGAAGCCCGUUCGCACAUGGCUCAUGGUUUCGUUUGGGGUGGCUUGGCCGCGCGGCCCAGAGAUGCUGCUGAAGUACCUGGAGGAGCGACACAGUGUCGCGAAGAUGGGAAAGACUGUCCCGGCUGCGAUCAUGUCGAGUUUAUCUCUCCUUGAAAGUGUUGGAAUGGUCGCAAGCGAAGACCGCUUGAGUGAGGAUUCUAUGCUGGUGGAAAGCAUACGUUCUUGGACAAUGGAGCUGGAGACAGAAGGGCCUUCAGUGAAGCCGGCACCACUACUUCCUGUCUCGGUGCUCAUCGCUUGUGAAUUGGUUGUGUGCAGACCACUGUAUGAGCUCGGGCUGCGAUUCAUGGCAUUUGUGCUUUUGAUCAUGGUCUGGGCGAGCCUUCGGUGCGAUGACACACAGAAUAUCGAUCCUGCAAGUGUGAAGCUCAGCCAGAUGGGAUUGCGCUUCAUUCUCCGUAAAACCAAGACCAGCGGCCCAGGCAGGAAAGUGGGAGAGAUGCAUGCAUUUGUUUCGCGAGUGGCUUGCUUGAGUGGUUUCGAUUGGAUUGGAGAAGGGUCCAAGCUUCUCGCUGCAAGUUCACUUGACUGGGCACGCGAUUUCCUGUGUCCAGCUUUCAGCAAAGAUUGGGAUGAUGUCUCCCGCGAGUUCCUUGAUGCCGAGGGCUUAGCUCUCCAGAUCAGGCGAUUGCUGCAACAUUUGCCAACACCUGUGCGGCAACAGGGAGUUUGGAAGGUUUCGCGGGAGUUGUUGCUCCCCGGGCAACUAGGGAAUUUCUGGACUGGGCAUAGUGCCAGGCAUGUCUUGACAAGUAUCGCCGCGGCCCUCGGAGUGGGGAAGGACCGGCGGGACUAUCUCGGCAGGUGGGCGUAUGCACAGCACGGUUCGCAAGAUUAUGUGCUCACUUCCAGGCAGGUAGUGCAAGCAGUGCAGAACUUUGUUUGCAAGUGUCUCAUUUUGGGGCAUGAGUCCGGAGGUUACAUCGAAGAAGAGCUUUUCUGGGCAAUCAAGACUUUUGCUGACAGUCUGUCUCUUGAUGGGGACCAUGUCGUGAAUGCAAAUCGCGUCUUGCAAUGGGAUGAUGCGGAUAAGACUUGGAAGCUCGGAGGUGCAUUUCCUAGCAUCGCUGCCACUCCCGAGAAGCGAGAGAACUGCCUCGAGACUGUUCCGAUUCAUCGGAUUACCGACGGCAUCGCAGAUGCGGUGUGCAAGCUGUGUAGGCCGAGGAUUGAGAAUGCGGAUGCCUCCUCAACUAGUGGCUCUGAGGUGAGUUCAGAUUUGGUGCACAUUUUCCAAGAAUGUGGCGUGCCUUUGGGGCUGCAGUACAAGCUCACGCAGAAUUUCCAGUCAGUGAAGCGGUUUUCCACUUAUGCUGAUUCUCGGGCGGAUGUGAGAGCUGCUCUUCGUGAUGAUCAUUCGCUUGAGGCGACGAGCCAGGUUACUAGGGCGGCAGUGGCGUCCGUGGUGUCGGCUUGGGAGACAUCGAAGGAGUACGCCCACAAGGAAUCAGAGCUGCGAGCUGAGGCGCGGAUGCUGGGGGUGCAUCGGCCGGUUACACAGACUGAGAAACAAGCUAUGCGUAUUGCUUAUGAAGCAGCACAUGGGACGCUUGAGGAGGCCUUUGAGCCGUCAGACGAUUACAUUUCUGCUAAGCUUGAGGAAAUUGAGAAUGGGGAGAUCACUGCUAGCGCACUGUCCGAAGUGACUUCAAAGAGGCGGGUGCGCACCAUGGGGAUCCAGACGACCGUCGAUACAGGUGGUCAUGUGAGGAUUGUGAAGCAGCGCAACAAGGGUGUUAUGCCAACGCACACUGAGGAGCUGCGGACUGUCUUACGCGUGGAGGGAAAUGCUUGGACGAUGUUGGCUGCAAAGUUUAAGAAUAAG
Molecule: messenger RNA, 2218 nt
Organism: Symbiodinium necroappetens
Lineage: Eukaryota; Dinophyceae; Suessiales; Symbiodiniaceae
Source: the annotation of a GenBank genome assembly